AAACUCGUUGAUACCGAUGUGGUAGGUUUUUACCCGAAUAAUAGCCAACGCAAUUGAAAUAUUGAACGACACUGAGUUUGCAAGCUGAAAAUUACCGACGAAAGCUGCACCAAACUCGUCACUAGCACUCGCUCUACGAGCAUGGGGACGCAGGUGAGCGAUGCCGACUACGUGACCUGCUUGGAAGCCAGGGUCAAGGAAUUAGAAGCUGAGAAUGCAAAUCUUUUAUCUCGACUUGCUCAUUGUCACUGCUCUCAGGAAGAUCAAAUAUUACGCGGUCCAGAUUAUAAAGAUGCAAAAGUGACCGAACCGAAAAAAUCCAACGGGGAAUCACAAAGGAAGAUAAGGAAAAAGCCAGGCUAUAACACAGGGUUUCUGAGUCAUCAUAGCAAGAGAUAUGUAGCUUUAAAAGUAAUGUACUUUGGAAAAAGGUUCUAUGGUUUUUCUGCCGAGGCACAGAUGGAACCAUCCGUUGAGUCUGAAAUUUUUAAAGCUCUCAAGACAACAAGGCUAUUGGUUGGUGAUAAGAAGGAGUCGCAGUAUUCAAGAUGUGGUAGAACAGACAAAGGAGUUUCCUCUGUUGGACAAGUGAUAGCUCUUUUUCUAAGAUCAAAGCUCAAAGUAUCUGGAGUAAAUAAUGGAAGUUCUGAAGAAUUUGUUUUUGAAGAGAGACUUGGGGAGCUUGAUUAUGUGAGGGUAAUAAAUCGAGAGCUUCCAAAUGACAUUCGAGUUCUGGGCUGGUGUCCUGUUCCUGUUGAUUUCCAUGCAAGGUUCAGCUGUUUAAGCAGGGAGUAUAAAUAUUUUUUUUGGAACGAAAACUUGAAUAUCCUGGCUAUGAAGACUGCUGGAACAAAACUUUUAGGAGAACACGACUUUAGAAACUUCUGUAAAAUGGAUGCAGCAAAUGUGCACACCUACAUGCGGUGCAUCUCAAUGUUUGAGAUUUCUCCAACAGAUGUGAGUUAUGAUGGUAAUCAACUCUGGGUAAUUAAAUUCAGAGGCAGGGCUUUUCUAUGGCAUCAGGUUCGCUGCAUGGUUGCUGUUCUUUUCUUGGUUGGCCAAGGUUUUGAAUCUCCAGAUGUGAUUGACAUACUUCUGGACACUAACAGGAUUCCCAGGAAACCUCAAUACGUCAUGGCUUCAGAAGCUCCUUUGGUUCUUCAAUCCUGUGAAUUUGAAAAUCUCAAGUUUAUGUGUUCACCAGACUCAGGAAAGGCACUACGUGCACACCUGAUUAAUGAAUGCCAAACUUACCAGCUUGAAACUGCAAUCUUUCGCGAAGCUAUUCUAAAUUGCGUGCCUCAACUGCACAGUGCUGCAAAACACGAUCAAAGCUUUCCACCAAGUCCAGGAUCCAAGAAGAAAGGCUCCCAUAUACCUCUCUUGUCGCGACCAACUGAGCCAUCUUACGAAGAACGGCGCGCCAAACUCAGCUCAUGCACAUGAUGGUUUGUUUCACUGGUUAUCUCCAUUAUUUAGUCCUUUUAUGGAGGUUGUAUUAUUCAAGGGUAGCUUUUUAUUUUAAUAUUUUCUAGAGUUCAAUUUUGAUGGAGUCACUAUUUUAAAACAGACAAAAGCAAUUGCUCAAUACAGUACUCUGUUUGUCCAUGCCUCCAACAUGGGGUGUCCCUUUAAACUAACUCCUCCUAACCAAGCAAUCAGCAUGUGGAAAAAAGUAGAAUCACAUAAACAACUCAAACCUUUUUCUC
Messenger RNA from Vicia villosa (hairy vetch), 1709 nucleotides. RefSeq lists its product as uncharacterized. The transcript is spliced from 15 exons. Gene Ontology annotation, cellular component: cytoplasm; nucleus. Gene Ontology annotation, molecular function: RNA binding; pseudouridine synthase activity. Bases 142 to 1446 code for a protein of 434 amino acids. Gene Ontology annotation, biological process: mRNA pseudouridine synthesis; tRNA pseudouridine synthesis. The record is from RefSeq and is a predicted model, not a curated record. Lineage: Eukaryota; Viridiplantae; Streptophyta; Magnoliopsida; Fabales; Fabaceae.